Messenger RNA from Pleuronectes platessa (European plaice), 1398 nucleotides. RefSeq names its product gastrula zinc finger protein XlCGF57.1-like. NCBI's taxonomy places the organism in Eukaryota, Metazoa, Chordata, Actinopteri, Pleuronectiformes, Pleuronectidae. Bases 1 to 1398 code for a protein of 465 amino acids. Gene Ontology annotation, molecular function: DNA-binding transcription activator activity, RNA polymerase II-specific; RNA polymerase II cis-regulatory region sequence-specific DNA binding. The record is from RefSeq and is a predicted model, not a curated record. Gene Ontology annotation, cellular component: nucleus. The transcript has 2 exons. Gene Ontology annotation, biological process: regulation of transcription by RNA polymerase II.
AUGGAGAAAGGAGAAGGAAAGGAUCAAGUCCCGACAGUGAGAGCGAUGCUCACCGAGCGGCUCACGGCGGCGGAGGAGGAGAUCCUCGCGGGGCUUGAGGAAACCUUUGCAGAGUACAACGACAGAGAGGAGCGGUCCCAGCAGGUGAUCAGCCGCCAGAGGAGGCUGCUCGAUGACGUGAUGAAGGACAUAGAUCAGCUGCAAAGAGCAGACAGUGAGGAUUGGAUCGAGAACAGGGAACCUCAGACUGGUUUAAAUGCAAGAAAUAACAAACAGCCUCUAAGUGAUAUUGGAUGUAAGACAGAACAAAAAUUGUUUAGUUGCUCUGAGUGUGGUAAAAUAUUUAACCAAAGGGGCCAUCUAAAUAGACAUAUGAGGAUUCAUACAGGGGAGAAGCCGUUUAGUUGCUCUGAGUGUGGUAAAAUAUUUAACCAUAGGGGCAGUCUAAAUACACAUAUGAGGAUUCAUACAGGAGAGAAACCGUUUAGUUGCCCUGAGUGUGGUAAAGGAUUUCGCGAUAGGAGCAAUCUAAAUACACAUAUGAGGAUUCAUACAGGGGAGAAGCCGUUUAGUUGCUCUGAGUGUGGUAAAAUAUUUAACCAAAGGAGCAGUCUAAAUACACAUAUGAGGAUUCAUACAGGGGAGAAGCCGUUUAGUUGCUCUGAGUGUGGUAAAAUAUUUAACCAAAGGGGCCAUCUAAAUAGACAUAUGAGGAUUCAUACAGGGGAGAAGCCGUUUAGUUGCUCUGAGUGUGGUAAAAUAUUUAACCAUAGGGGCAGUCUAAAUACACAUAUGAGGAUUCAUACAGGAGAGAAACCGUUUAGUUGCCCUGAGUGUGGUAAAGGAUUUCGUGAUAGGAGCAAUCUAAAUACACAUAUGAGGAUUCAUACAGGGGAGAAGCCGUUUAGUUGCUCUGAGUGUGGUAAAAUAUUUAACCAAAGGAGCAGUCUAAAUACACAUAUGAGGAUUCAUACAGGGGAGAAGCCGUUUAGUUGCUCUGAGUGUGGUAAAAUAUUUAACCAAAGGGGCAGUCUAAAUACACAUAUGAGGAUUCAUACAGGAGAGAAACCGUUUAGUUGCCCUGAGUGUGGUAAAGGAUUUCGUGAUAGGAGCAAUCUAAAUACACAUAUGAGGAUUCAUACAGGGGAGAAGCCGUUUAGUUGCUCUGAGUGUGGUAAAAUAUUUAACCAAAGGAGCAGUCUAAAUACACAUAUGAGGAUUCAUACAGGGGAGAAGCCGUUUAGUUGCUCUGAGUGUGGUAAAAUAUUUAACCAAAGGGGCAGUCUAAAUACACAUAUGAGGAUUCAUACAGGAGAGAAGCUGUUUAGUUGCUCUGAGUGUGGUAAAGGAUUUCGCAUUAGGUGCAGUCUAAAGAAACAUAUGAGGAUUCAUACAUGA